Messenger RNA from Penaeus monodon (black tiger shrimp), 5501 nucleotides. Its product is annotated as protein amalgam-like. Gene Ontology annotation, biological process: synapse organization; homophilic cell-cell adhesion. Lineage: Eukaryota; Metazoa; Arthropoda; Malacostraca; Decapoda; Penaeidae. The record is from RefSeq and is a predicted model, not a curated record. The coding region runs from base 1 to 1518 and encodes 505 amino acids. Gene Ontology annotation, molecular function: protein binding; axon guidance receptor activity. The transcript has 10 exons. Gene Ontology annotation, cellular component: neuronal cell body; plasma membrane; axon.
AUGGCAACACUUUCCGUAGUCCUGGCGAUCUCUGCGGGGCUCUUGCUGUCUGCGUGGGCCUACCCCCAGGAGUCCGACUACGACGACUACGAGUACGAGGAGGAGGUGGAGGAGUACGGCGAUCUCCCCGAGUUCGCCUUCGAGUCCCAGAGCUUGGUGGCGAAGGUCGGCGAGACGGUCAACAUUCCCUGCCAGAUCACCGAGAAUAGUCCCUUCGUGCUGCUCGUGAAGAAGGCGGCGACGAGCGACGCCAAGGACAAGCUGAUCUUCGUGGGCAACGUGAAGGUGCAGCGCGAUCGCCGCUACAAGUUCGACAACAACCAGCUCGAGAUCUCCAACCUGCGCGCCUCCGACUCCGGCACCUACGUGUGCCGCCUGGAGUCGCAGCCGUCGCCCAUCGAGCUCCACCACUUCCUCGACGUCCAGUACCCCCCCAAGGUGGAGGCCGUGUCCCCCCCGGAGCACCACGUGAGGAAGGGCGACAACGUGCAGCUGGAGUGCAAGGCCGAGGGCAACCCCCAGCCGGUCAUCAGCUGGUCCCGCCUGGAGGGCCGCCUGCCGUCCGGGGCGCAGCACGAGGAGGGCGAGAGCAUGACCCUGGCUGACGUCGACCGCCACGUGGAGGGCACCUACACCUGCACGGCUGACAACGGCAUCGGAGAACCUGCCACCGCCUCCAUGUCCGUCAUCGUCGAUUACGAACCUGAGAUCAUCACUGAAAAGGCCAUCAUCCGCUCCGGCGAGGGCGACACCGUGGAGCUGGUGUGCAUCGUCCACGCCCGCCCUUCCCCCACCGUGAACUGGACCCUGAACGGCAUGCCCGUCGACCUGGACGCCCACGCCGAGGAGAAGGACGGCGGCCACAGGCACUCCCUCAGGAUCUCUCAGGUGACGGAGGAGGACUUCGGGGACUACGUGUGCACCGCCCACAACGACCUGGGAACCGUCACCGGAUCCAUCCACAUGACUGGCCUCCCCAAGCCCCCCCACUUCACCAGCGACCCCAACGGCGGCGAGGAGAACAGCUACACCCUCACGUGGGAGACCGAGAGUUACUAUCCCAUUGAAUCCUACCGACUCAAGUACAGGAAGGCUAAGGCCAACGACUCCACCGACGAGCCCGGCGAGUGGAGCGAGAUGACCUACGACGCCAGUGAUGUGGAGACCAACGGCCUGAUGCACACCAUGAAGCACACCAUCGAGGACCUGGAGCCAGCCACCGACUACCACGCCAAUGUGCAGAUCAAGAACCAGUUCAUGUGGGGCGAGAACCAGCAGUUCGCUUUCUCCACUAGAAAAGUCUCACCCACCACCACCACUACUCCUACCUUCACCACAACCCCCACCACCACCACCACCACCACUUUCCCCACCACCACCUUUGUUGAGGAUAAAGUGGGUCCGACCAGUGGUUCUGUGCAAGAAGUAGCAGGCCAGCAGUCCACGCUCAGCGGAAGUGGCUCUGUUGGUUUGAACGCCCUGCUCCUCCUGCUGUCCGUGUUCCUGCUUAGGACAUAAGUGGCAAGCAGUGAUUAGUUCCUUCUGUAGCAGAUAGAUCUGGUUGCGUCCGAGCAGCGCCCACUCGUGUUUUAGAUCAAGCUUCAACGCUCAUCCAUGGAGAAGAUCCUUCGAGUUGCAAUUAGUUCUUCAUUCUUUUGCAACCGCUUUUCACGAGUUUACCAUUAAAAAAAUAAAUCCAGUUUUCUUUGAAGGUUUUUACGUCUGGUCAGCAGUCUGUAUGGAUUAAAAUUUAGAAGUUGAAUUAAAAAAAAGACGACUAAAGAAUGAUAACUAUGUUGGACUGGAAUCAUGAUAUUUAUAGACCCUUUUUCGAAUCCAUUGCUAGAGAAGUCCCCUUUUUAAAUUCCUGUAUUCAUUGAUGGUCUUCAAAUGAUGUGGUGUUGUAUUAGUGAGCCUUAAUGGAUGUGAAUAAUGUAAGAAAAAAUAUGAAUAUUAACAUUUUAUAAUCAAACUUUUAAUAUCUUGUCAUUAUUAUAACCGGUGGUGAGGAUUUAGAGAAAAAAUAAUAUGUAACGAUUAGAAACACAUAUUCCCAAAUUAAGAACAAACACAUAUUAUACAAAGAUUUUUUUCUAGGAAAUUUACUUUCAAAAUUUAUAUAGCUCAUACUUAUGGUAAAGGAAUAGAUAGGUCUUAUGGUGAAGUGAGUAUAACACCAUCGUUCUAUACGUCUUCAAGACAUACAGAAAAAUGGCGUUGAAUGGUACAUAUCUCCCAAAGGAAGGUUUCCUUAAAGGGAGGCACACCUUCUAUAGUCACGCAGAACGGAGCCAUCUCACUAUUUUCGGCUUCCGGGUGGCCUCCCCUUAAGGGAAAACGAAAAAAAGGAACAGAAAGACUGAAAUAAUAAUGAUAAUAAUAGGAAAAUCCCGAGUCAUGCUUGACGACCUUCGAUAUUGCAGGAAUGUGGCGCUCGUCAGGCAUGACUCCCUGUCCCCUUUUCUCACUCCCGUCUUCUACCCUUCUCCCCUCUUUUUUCUCUUCUUCUCCCGUUCUUUCACGUCUAUAGGACUUUUUACCAUCAUUCGAAAGUCCUUAAAGGACGUCGGCAGAAACGUCUUAAAAUGAAAAUGUUCUUCAAGAGAAGAGAUGCUGAGGGAGCAGGCCGAGAGGGGUUGACCUUCGUGUCGCAACUCGCUUGCGUCUGCAGUAAAUUUCGGAAAAAUCCUCUUAAAGAGUCUGAAAAAUAACCCUUUUGCCUUUUUGUUCUUAUUUUUCUCUGUGAUUUUUUGUCUCUUGCCUUUUCUCGUAUAGGUCUGUGACAGGCUGCCCCCUUUUCUUUGUCCCAGUAUAUGAAGUAGCCACAGUGUGGUAACCUUUGAGCACUUGGCGCGAUGGCCUUAGUGAGUGACCCUGACCUCGGUAACUGUGCAGCGCCUUCUAGUGCUCGUUUUAUGCUGACAUCACUACCCAAAUUUAAGCACAAACCUAAAUAGGAUAUUCUCAAUGACAGCAUUAACUUUGCUGAAUGAAAAUCCUAAGGAUUAAAAUGAUAGACGUCGGAUCUCGAACAGCUGUCACGCCGCUGUCGCUGGCAUGAUGUCAUUAUGCAGUGAUGUUGGCAUUUGACGGCCCAGACGAGAGACACUGCAGGUCACAGCCUGGUACAGACGUCCAUACGGCAGGGCACGUGUCAGAGUGCAGGAUUAUCAGACGGGAUACGAAAGUUAUCCUUGUAUAUAUGGACAGAGAAAACAACCCCCUCCGAACACUUUUAUAUGGAAAAUAAAAACUAGCCUCCCAAUAUCAAUGAAGUCACUCAUUUACUGUAAGUAUAUACAUAUAUAUAUAUAUGGUUAGAUAACUCACCUAAAUCGGGUUACAUUGGCGAAAGAAUUCUUCCAACAUUAACAAAGGCAUGCGUCGACCCGUGAUAUUCUAGCGGAGGCAGCACUGACAGCUGACACAGUGGGGUCAAUGCGCCACAAAACCUUCAGCUUGUGACCUCGGAAACCCCUGUUAGGAGGAGUUCACGUGAUCACCAAACUGCAGGAGGACAUAGUAGGCAAUUUCACCUUUACUGUAAUGCCUGUUACACAAGAGAGAGACAACCUUCCCCAUGCCUUUCGUGUAAGAAUGUAACGUGGCUUCUACUCCGAGCACGUCCGUAGCUUCAACUCAGGUCAUCUGGAGCCCUUGCGAGGAGGCUCACCGUUAACCUCCCUCGAACACUGUUUUAGCUAAAACUUAGUGACGAGACGUGCGUAGACCUCAAUACAUUACAGCUGUGACAUAAUAAUGUAUAAAUCAGAAGAGAAAUAACAAAUGUCAUUGGUUCUUGCCCGUGUAACGUACACAGCCUCGCCUUCUCCUGGUGUGUGUAUGGAAAAACCGAUCUUUUAAUUCCUUGCGAGUAUUUUUCCGCCUUUGCUGGUUUCUAUUUCUUGGUGGUGUGUUACGUCACUCCCCCGCUCGAUCCGAUGUAAACAGAUGAUUGGUCUUGAAUGAGAUUUACCAAAUAGCAUAAUAACGAUUAAAGAUAAUGAUGAUGAAUUCUUUGGCUUUUUUCUGUUUCUCAAAAAAAAGUGAUGACAUGUUGUGAUUUGUAUGUUUUGCUAAAAGAAAAUAAUAAUGAUGAGUAAUAUGUACACUAGGAAAAUAUUUGCUUUAGAUUUUAUUUUAUUCUCUUUUUAUUUUUAUUUUUCUGUGGAAUGAAAAUAAAGUUUUUUGAAAUUAGGUUAAAUCACAUUUUAUAAUUUGAACAUAGUGUAAUAACGAGACUUUGUAAGUAAAGUGAAGAACUUGCUAUAUAUAGUACUUUAAGGAGAAAGAACGUAAUACAAGAAUAAGGAAGAAAAUUUUGAUUGUCUUAAUGGACGUUAUCUGAACAUUCCAAACACAAACGGCGUCGACGCCAUAUUGGUAGAGACGCUGUCAAAAUUUUCAGUCAAAUUCAAAAUGCAUCGCUGCUAACAGUAUUCAUAUAUCAACUAACGCUGUCAGCAAAAAAACAAAAACCAAAAAAAAAAAAAACUGAUUAAAUUUUAUCAACCAAAUUUGAGCAGAGUUUGUGUUCAGCUUGAAAGGGUUAGUCUUCACCUUGCCUUUGACAAAAAUAAAGUGUUAAAACGGUCUCCUUCUGAGUCACUGUGACUUCUCUGAUGUCACAACAAUUUAAUAAUAUUAUGCUUAGCUAGACACUAAAAUCAUCUUAAUAUGUAGGUGAGUGGCUGUUCUGCACACUGGUUAAGGAUGCAAGACUUUGUUUUAACAGAAGCCGCAUGGAGAAGAAUUUAAAUUAGAAACUCCAAUUGCUAUUUAAUUGGAGCAUUUAAUGCACUCCGUGACCCUUGUGCCGCACAGCCACAGCUGGUGUAAAUAAUAGAAAGUGAGGGGAGGUUGGACCAGCUCCCGACCUCAAUGGGGCGCUCACGGCAGGAUACCAGCUGCAGGAAUAUGUUUGAGGCACCAUCUGUAGGAAGGUGCUUGCAGUCGAGUGUAAGAGACUUCCACCUUUUGACGUUAACUGUUGUUCUCUGGUUGUGGAUCUGUUUGAAAAAAUAGGUUGGUAGGUGGUUGUUUGACCCCUGCGUAAAAAAAAAGGUGACACGACCAGAUAGCAUGUGAUGUACCAACUGCGUAAUACACAGAGGUGCUAUUACAGCUAGAUUAGUUGUUGAUAGUACGACCAGGUUGUUGGAGUGUUGCUCUACAUCAGAUCACCAUAGUUGAUUAAAUCAGCUGGUUUAGCCUAGGAUUAUACUUGUCUCACGCAGUUGGUCCAUCCGGGUGACAUCUGUGAAAGGGCGCUGCGAUAACACCCUACGCAGCCAGAUGGUGUAACGUAACACCAGAGCACACAACACCAAGUCUCAGCAGGUUGUAUGAGCCGCGUUCCAGCCUCCCCUCGAGAGCUGAUUUGUGAAGAUUGUAGUCUCAUUCUCGUGAAAUUUUUAUUUAUUAAUUUGUGAGUUCUUUGUACAUUGUGGAAAUUGUAACUUUUGAAAUUAAAGUGGACCCAUGUCCAUGGCUGUCUUUGA